Branchiostoma belcheri (Belcher's lancelet) is the source of this 4546-nucleotide messenger RNA. RefSeq names its product RING finger protein 150-like. The transcript is spliced from 7 exons. Bases 184 to 1473 code for a protein of 429 amino acids. NCBI's taxonomy places the organism in Eukaryota, Metazoa, Chordata, Leptocardii, Amphioxiformes, Branchiostomatidae. The record is from RefSeq and is a predicted model, not a curated record.
AUCCCAAUCGGAAGGGAAGGACACGGCAGCCAUUGUGGUUGUUAGUGUCGUAGGGAAGAAGUCACGGCACCGAAAUCUGGACACUUUCUAGCCGAAACGUGGACAUUUUUGUGAUGUUUUAACCGUCCCGAGAGACUUAGAAACUUUCUGGACACCAGGAACUAUCUUACAGUCGGUGUGAAGAUGGUUGUAGCGGAGGAAAGGACGUUUGUGUACGGGUUGGUGGUGCUGUUGUGUGUUAUGUUAUGGUUCGGCUCGGCGCAGUGCAUGAGGGUCGGGGAGGACGCCGCUACCGAGUACACCAAAGCCUUCGUUAACGUGACCUACAGGGACCCCUCCACCAACAAAAUCCACUCGGAGAAGGACGAGGGCGGCGUGUACGGGAACAACAGCCCGACCAUCGAGGCGCGCGGCAUCGUGGUGAACGUGGGGAACGCCUGCCAGCCGCUGCGCCACAUCACACCGCCCAAGACCCAGUGGAUCGCCCUGGUCGUCCGCGGGAUCUGCGACUUCAAGGUCAAGAUCAACUACGCCAAGAACCUGAACGCCACCGCCGUGGUCGUCUACAACAACCAGCCGUCUCUGCCUGAAACCAUGGAUCAUAAGGGUACUGGAAACAUUGUGGCCAUCAUGAUCUCCCGAGCCAAGGGUCUGGAGAUCGUGACCCUGCUGGAGAACGGCACCCAGGUCAUGAUGCACAUCACCAUGGGAACCCACACCCGCUACAAGGUCAUCGACAAGACCUCCGUCCUCUUUGUCUCCAUCUCCUUCAUCGUGCUGAUGAUCAUCUCCCUCGCCUGGCUCGUCUUCUACUACAUCCAGCGAUUCCGCUACGCACAUGCCCGCGACCGCUCACAGCGGCGUUUUGCGAUUGUGGCCAAGAAGGCGAUCACAAAAAUCCCAGUGAAGACAAUACGGAAAGGGGACAAGGAGGUGGAGUGGGAGCAUGACAGCUGUGCCGUGUGCAUCGAUAACUACCAGCCUUCUGAUGUGGUGCGGGUUCUCCCCUGCAAGCAUAUAUUCCACAAGCUGUGUGUGGACCCCUGGCUGAUCGAGCACAGAACUUGCCCCAUGUGUAAGCUAAACAUACUGAAGGCCCUGGGUUAUCUGGUCCCCAGCAGCACAGAGAGCCUGAACAUCGACGUGGAGGCGACCACCACCAACGGUUCCUUCCUGGGGAAUGACACGGAGGACGAGUCAGUGGACCAGGACUCCGCCUGGAACAACAUCGUCACCGUGGCGCUGCCGCCGCCCAACCCGCCGUCCACGCAGGAGGACCAGCCCGCGCCGCAGAGUACGGAGACGGACGACGAGCAGCCUCCUGCCGCGGGGAUGUCUGAAACUGGCACAGAGAUGACAGAGAGAUUACCUGCCGGAGGAGCGGAGCAGGGGAGUGGCUCCGAGGGGAGCCAGAGUUCUCCGACUGACCAGCCGGCUGCAGACGGCAACUCCGACCGCGGCGUGACCGUGUGACCUCAGUAAGACUCGCGUAGGAGGAGGAGUGGGGUUACACAUUCUACCCACACUCUCCUUGUCAAGUGUACAAGAAUGUGUUACGAAGCUGUCUAUGAGCUAUCCUAUUAACUGGUGUUUUUGUUUUUUGGAACAUUGCUGUGUAUGGAGGUGAAAGAAAGACCAAACCUUCUCAUUCUCCUGGCAUGGACUAGUUCAAUAAUAUGCAGAUUAUACUCGAAGCCAUCUAAAGAAUAGCCAUAGAUAUAGCUACUGUAAGCCAUCUAAACAAUAGCCAUAGAUAUAGCUACUGAUACACUUGAAUCUAUCGCCAAAAGAGACAACAAACAUCAGUUGAAAAGUUAAAGGAAUGCAUUUUCUAAGUCGACCUAAAGUAAUAUUCCAUAGUAGUGAAGAAACAUCAAAAGUGAUGAGAAGUAUAUAUAUAAAUAUAUCUUUCAGAGGUCUCCUGUGUUUAUUUGACAAGAGGGUAGGUAAUUAACAGUGACACAACUAAUGUGAGAAGCACCAGCUUUGUUUCUGUUUCAGAUUAGAAAGUUGUCAAUCACAUACCAACACGUUAAAUUAAAAGAUUAAAAUAAAUGUUUUUCAAAGUAAAUAGUGAAAUAAAUGUAUUUGUUUCUUGCUUGUUUACAGGGUAAUUUCAGUUCGUAAGGUGUGGUUUAGAAGAAUGAUUCAGGCAGCUCCUUUCCUGGUCAUUUGUGUGUGUUUGAUAAAUCACAGAAAAGUGCUUAUUGGUCCAGACUGUGGUAAUGUUAGUGCCAAACAUAUGUUCCAUACAGCAUGUCAUCCGGGAUUGUUUGUACAGAAAAUCUGUGAUAUUUGUUUGUGAUGUAGACUGGACAUUGCAUUUCUCUCCCUAAAAAAGGUAUUCAUGUACGAAUAACUCUAGUGCAUUUUCAUGUCUAUUUAUCUUAGAAAGACAUAUCUAAGUAAAAAUAUAUAAUAGCAUGUAGGGUUGGCUUUAAUUGACAGUACUGGGAAGAACAAGGAAGACAAAUUCACACCUUUACUCCCGGAAAUGCCAAAAUUAUCCAUCGACUAGUCCAAGGUAUGCUUGUCAACUUGUGAAGGUAGUGGACUGAGGUGUACUUAAGUUGAUGUGUGUUGUCACGUUUUGACGGAUAACUUAACAUCCACAAAAUAGUGUAGUCAAAGAAAUUGGAAAGAUAAAGCAUAAAAACAUAGCCAAAAACAGAGGUGGACCAUGUAUGUAUUUGGUAUUGAUCUUAGUCCUGGAUGGUUUGAGUAAAGCCUUGGAGGUUUAGCUUUGUAAAGUGUGUAUGUACAAACAAAGUUGUUAUUGUUAUAUACAGUCAGUGUAGACAAAUUUGAUGAAAACUGUGACAUCUAAAACUGCACUGCCAUGCACAUCACAGCUUGGCAAGUAUGGUAUGGUAGAUUUGAUGAUAGAAGCUUACAGGGUAAGGCGAUAAAUAUAUCCUUAGGGGAUUAAUUAAAUCAGAUGUACUGUAAUCAUAUCUGAGAAGUCUAUACAGCAGAGAGCUAUUUUUAAAUUUUUUUCAGAGAGAUGUAGAGGGUUGUUGGUGGUUCAUUUGUGUUGCCAACUAUAUAAAUCAAGCUUCAGGAAUUAUCUCUGUGACUAACUACACUACUCUUUUGUUUUUUCAUCUUUAUAAAAGAAUAGGGUACUUCUGGCAGUUUUCUAGUGUUCGUCCCUCACCAAGCAUUCAGUAAAGUGACUGGGACGCAACAUUAAAUUUUCAUUCCUUUGCUUGUUUUGAACAUGGUUGGCAGCAUUAUUUGAGGAAGUUUAGUUGAAGCUGUGAGCCGUUGAGAAGUAAUUAUUUUGUAUAGAGAUUACAUAUAUAAAUGAUAACUACUAGUAGAAUUGUUUAUCAUGGUUGAAUAUUCGUGGCAGAAAACUUGACGGUCCAAUGACAGCAGGGUAUACAGGAUCAGUCCAUCACACAAGAGGGAGGGGCAGGAUUGCCACACAUGGUUGAAUUAUAGGAUGAUGUAAUAUGGUUUGCUGUGAUGGACACCUGUCACCUGGCUUGAGGGAUGUGACUGCAUAAUUAUAAGCUGAUUGACGUGUCAUUCAGUGUUAGUUUGGCUGUGCAGCACUGGCGGCUGCACAUUUCUGUGUACUAUGUUGAGCUUGAGAAAUGUGGCAAAAGGUUAGGCCAAACCAAUUUGAUGUACUUUAAAUCUAGAUAUUUCACGAUAGAAUCCUUGAUGUAAGUCAUUGUAAUGCCGAAUUGGCAUUGGAAUUAAUUUCUUUUCAACCUAAAAAGGAUGUUAAAUAAAAAUCAGAUUUGUCAAGUCUCAUCUCAGCAACUGUGCCCUACCUGAUCCUAGAUGUAGAUAUGUUUAAUAGGGGAAGCUUGUGCAUUAUUUUGAUAUAAUAUAUAACAUUAUGAUCCUAGACUUGGUAGCCAUACAGUGCUGGAUGCUAAGGUGGUAACUGCUAUACGCUGGGAUAGAAUGUAGAAAUUGCUAGUAUAAACUAUAUCUUAUGUGACAGGUAGGGGAAGAUGUUACAAUGAAUAUCUGGAUUUGAGACUUUUGAAAUCAAGAUCAUUGUGAAAAAGCUCAUUGAAGUUUGACAACUCGAACUGUUUGCCUCUACAAGUGGUUCGGUGUUGUUUGGUGUUCAUGUAACGUUACAGGCCACCACAGGCUCUGUGAUGAAAAAAAAAUUGCUUUUUGUCACAGCUACAUCCUGUGUCAGAUGAUAUAGUGCUGUACAAUUGUAUACAAGUAUGUUCACGUCAGUUCAGAUGUACAUUUGAUAAAUUUUGUGCUGUGCAUCUUCACCCCCACCCUUACCAUUGUGGCCACCUACAUAUAUCUUGAGAAUGUGUUAAAAAAUUCUAUUGUACAUGUAAAUAAUAAUGUUCAUGUAAUGCUAUAGGUCUUUGAACGUGUAGAGCAAGUAGUCAACUUAUUCCACCUGAGAUGGUGUUGAUGUCAUGAAGAACUAUCUCGAAGUGACUAGCAGAAAUACUAUUGUAGGCAUGUAAACAAAAGCACCAAAUAGUAUAUGUGAUUGCUUCUAAAUUAGGAGCUUAUUUUUGUGCACAAAGGCAAUAAAUAAUCAGCACUGAAA